Messenger RNA from Drosophila arizonae, 1496 nucleotides. Its product is annotated as N-acetylneuraminate lyase B-like. Gene Ontology annotation, molecular function: lyase activity. The record is from RefSeq and is a predicted model, not a curated record. NCBI's taxonomy places the organism in Eukaryota, Metazoa, Arthropoda, Insecta, Diptera, Drosophilidae.
AUACCGGAAAAUGCCGCCAAACUUUGAAUAUGCGCUAGCACCAGCACCUACUUUGUAGUGAUAUACAUACAUGAAUACGUUUAUUUACUGCGCAGUUUGCGACUUUUCGCUCAAUUCAAACAAAUAUUUCAUCAAAAUUUAUCGUAGCCCUGGACAACUUGCCUCUACCCGGCGCUAUGGCCUGGUUUCGUAAGACAGAGGAGGCAAACCGUGAAAAGGGCCCGCAAUCAUCGGAAAGCCGAAUCAGUGAGCCCCAACUGCCAGCGACUGCAGAGCGGGAGGCUGAAAAAGAAGAAGACGACGAUCAAGCAGAAAGCGAUCUUACAACACCGACUUCACCGUCCAAGGAAACAGGGUUAUUCAAUUCAAGAUUUCAGGGACUAUUAGCCCCGGUCUUUACUUGUUUCAAGGACGAUGAUCGUAGAUCUCUGGACGUGCGUCCCAUCAAUCGGUAUGCGGAAUGGCUACGCAGUCAAAUGAUUUCGGGAGUCCUAAUCAAUGGCGUCGUCGGCGAGGGUCCAAUGAUGCGUGUGCGCGAACGCAAGGCGAACUGCGAAUAUUGGCAGCGUGCCGCCGUCCGGCAUAAUCUGAUGAUAAUGGUUCAGGUAGGUGGAGCGCCGCUGCCCGAUGUCCUCUCGCUGGCCUCCCACGCCGAGCUGGUACGCGUUAGCGGCGUUGUCACACUACCUGAGCUUUUCUAUCGUCCGCACAAUGUGGAUCAAUUGGUUCAAUAUUGCCUGAAUGUUUCCAGUCGUUGCCCAACCCGACCAUUCUUCUACUACCACAUGCCCUCGAUGACGGGCGUGGAGCUAGAUAUGGUUGAGUUCUGCUCGAAGGCCGAAAAGUGCAUACCGAAUUUUAUGGGUCUUUACUAUGCCAGCGCCGAUCUGGAGAUGGGUCAGCGCUGUUUGCGCUUCGGACGUGUCGUCAUGCUGGCAUCCACGGCCUUGCUGGCCAGCGGCCUCAUGUCCGGCUUCAAUUGCAGCAGUCUGGUCGUUGUCAACAUUCGCCCCGAUCUGGUGCACAGGAUUUGCGACGCCUUCGACGACAACGAGCUGCAGCUGGCCAGGGACGUUCAGAGGGAGCUAAAUCAACUCAUCGAAAUACACACGCACGACUGCCAAAUGGAGUACUGGGUGGUUUCCAUGAAGAAUUGGUUUAACAAAGAGUUCGGCUCACGGCAAGUUGGCAACUUUUGCGCUGGCCCGGCACGGAUUAUACGCUAGGAUCACUUUCACUUCAACUGUUCAAAUAAUGCAUAUUGUGUAUCAAAAUUGUAUCAGCAACUUUUAUGGUGACUGGACCGAUUGACUGAUGGACGGACUGAUUUCUGUUGAUUACUCGAAGCAAGAUAGGUAAUGGGGUAUGUCUGUAGAUCUCUAUAGAGAUUGAAGGCUGAAGGUCAUGGAAACUAAAUCAAAAAUUUUGUUUUUAUGGCUUUCCCUAUUCCAGAUAUUUUCCAAUAUCAAAUAUAAAUAAGCACACACAAACAUAUU